AUGGUUGAUCAACGCGAAAGUGCGCAGACGAGUGCUCCAGAGGCGCGCGAAGACAUUGGAAACAACGAUGUAGGUGGAGGCGGGAGCGGGCAGCCUGGCGGCGGCAAAGACAGUUUGGGCCAGUGCAACGUGUCGCAACCGCCAGUGGUGCAGCCGCUGGUGGGCGCUCACGGACAGCAGGUCAAGAGGAGGAGAGUGACGAGGGCGUGCGACGAGUGUCGGAAGAAGAAGGUGAAGUGUGACGGCCAGCAGCCGUGCAUUCAUUGCACAGUGUAUUCGUAUGAGUGCACGUACAACCAGCCCACGAAGAGGAACCAGUCGCAGGCGGCGGCGCGGCUGGGCGGCGAGGGGAGCGGUGCCAGCGGUGCCAGCUGCAGUGCGGUAGCAGGAGCAGCUGGGGCUGCUCCUGCUGGUGCGGCUGGUUCGACGUCGAGUGCACAACGCAUCCCAUCGCCGCUGCCGGGUCUCCCUGCUCAUCAUUGCGGGGGCGCGGGCGCGGGCGGCGGCAAGCGCCACGCCAGUGUGAACACCAGUGGCAAGUUGGCCGCGCAGCUGAACAAAUAUAAAAACCUUGUUCACGAGAUCCUGCCCCAGCUGCCGGACAUCGAUUCGUUGGAUCUUCCGACGUUCUCACAGAUCUACCAGAACUUCAGCUCGGACAAGGGCGAGCAUUCGUCCACCCUCGAUGAUACGAUCAAAGAAUAUAACCUGAUUGCCAGCCACGCCACGCCGCUGUCCUCGACGACUACGACACCUGAGGGCUGCAACUCGAACUCAAAUGCAAAUUCGAUAAAUUCAUCGCAUUUUCUAAACUCAGAUAUAGUGGAAUCAAUUGACGGAUCCAUCCAAUCGACGGUUGGUCGGGAAAUCAAGAUAAUUCUGCCCCCGAAACCAAUAGCGCUGGAGUUUAUGAAGAAUGCGUGGGAACACUGUUGUGUGUUAUUGAGAUUUUAUCACAGACCGACGUUCAUCAAACAGUUGGACGUUCUCUACGAAAGCGAUCCUCAGAAUUACACGCACGAUCAAAUGGAGUUUUUACCGCUAUGCUAUUCCACUAUGGCGGUCGGUGCACUCUUUUCAAAAUCAGUCAACACCGACUCGGAUGAGGAGAAUGACGACGAAAUGAAAAGUGCGAGGGACAAAUUUCUGGAGGAUGAAGGUUACAAGUAUUUUAUUGCAGCAAGAAAAUUGAUUGACAUCACCAAUGCAAGAGAUCUUAAUUCCAUUCAAACUAUAUUAAUGUUAUUCAUUUUUUUGCAGUGCUCUGCGCGUUUAUCGACAUGCUAUGCGUAUAUUGGUGUUGCAAUGAGAAGUGCUCUGAGAGAAGGUCUUCAUAGAUGUUUAAGUCAAGAUUCUGGAUUUUCACCAAUCGAAAUUGAGAUGAGGAAAAGACUGUUUUUCACAAUUCAUAAAUUAGAUAUUUAUGUCAACGCGAUGUUAGGUUUACCAAGAUCGAUUGCACCUUGUGACUAUGAUCAAGUUUUACCGGUUGAAUUGGCAGAUGAAAAUAUCACGGAGGAGGGAUAUUUCCCAGUCAAUCAAAAUGGUAUAUUGUCCAGUGCCGGUAUCGCUAAUCAACAUACGAAAUUAAUUUUGAUACUUGAUAUUAUUGUAAGAAAAUUAUAUCCAAUUAAGAAGACAAACAAUCUGAUUUCACAUGAAGAUGUCACAGAAUUAGAAUUAAAGUUGAGAAACUGGUUGGAUGGUUUACCCCCAGAAUUGAUACCAGGUCUGGAGAAUGUACCCAAAAAAUACGAAACUGCAAACCGAUUACUACAUCUAUCCUUCUUACAUGUUCAAUUGAUUUUGUACAGACCAUUCAUUCAUUACUUAUCAAGGAAAGUUGUGGCUAACCAUCCAGAUUCUUUAUCAAUCCAAAGAGCGAGAAAUUCUAUAAGCGUUGCAAGAACAGUUGUUAAUUUAGCUAAAGGAAUGGUGAAAAAAAACUUACUAAUGGGUUCAUAUUGGUAUGGUAACUAUACGAUUUUUUAUUCCGUUGCAGGUGUAUUAUUUUACAUUCACGAGGCUGAACCAUGUGAUAAGGAAAAUGCUAAAGAGUAUAAUGAAAUUUUAAAAGAUGCUGAACUUGGUAGAAAUAUAUUAUUACAAUUAAAAGAUUCAAGUAUGGCUGCUAACAGAACUUAUAAUUUGCUAAAUAAAUUGUUUGAAAGAUUGAACUAUAAAACUAUCAGACUCUCGGCAACUCACGGAAUCUCUACGGAUAAUAUAUCUCAACCACAAACAAUGCCGCAACGACAACGACAACAACAACAGCAACAACAGCAACAGCAACAACAACAGCAACAGCAACAACAGCAACAACAGCAACAACAGCAACAACAGCAACAACCUAUCGACCAAAUACGAUUAAGUGCCGAUCGUAAUGAUAGUGGAACCUCCAUAUCUCAACAAUCCAACCCUUACAGCCUAGAAACCUAUAUUGAUGCUAAUUUCGCUGCUGGACUACAAAAUCAAGUAUCACCUCAGGCCAAUAGCUCAAAUCAAUCACCAUUUAAGGGAGUUACCAAUACAGCCAAGACUAUAAGUGGUGUGAAUACAAUAAACACUGCUGCUACUUCCAACUUUUCGAAUAAUGAAAAUGAUAUUUUCCUUAAUUCAGAUAAUACACCAUUGGAUGGGUUAUUCAUGUUUGAUAACAAUCCGAAAGAACUCUUUAGUGAAGGUACUUCGGCUGAUAAUUCACUGAAAGGACUUGAUCAAAUAUCUCUAUCUGGUGAUCAAAUAAAUGGCAAUAAUGCUGGCGUAUCACCAAAAUUAAAACAGGAACCAAUUGAUUCUGAAUCGUACAUUCCUGGUGUGUUUGAUCAAUUAGAUAUUCAAUUAUUUGGUAGAUACUUACCACCAUAUAUGUCACAGCAAAACGGAAACGACCAACAGACAACUCCUCAAAGUGACUUCAAGCAAUAA
Molecule: messenger RNA, 2928 nt
Organism: Zygotorulaspora mrakii
Lineage: Eukaryota; Fungi; Ascomycota; Saccharomycetes; Saccharomycetales; Saccharomycetaceae
Gene: ASG1
Product: Asg1p
Exons: 1
Coding region: 1-2928 (975 amino acids)
Biological process (GO): positive regulation of transcription by RNA polymerase II; DNA-templated transcription
Cellular component (GO): nucleus
Molecular function (GO): sequence-specific DNA binding; zinc ion binding; DNA-binding transcription factor activity, RNA polymerase II-specific
Source: RefSeq, a predicted model, not a curated record